CAAACCCUCGGCUCGGGCUUCGCAGACUCUCAUCUCUUUCCCGCGGCGUUCUAUUAAAAGAGUCACUCUCGGAGGGAGCGCGUCGCCGCCUCUACCGCUGAUAAUGGAUUAAGCUCACAGGCUCGGUGGGAGUUGUUUCACCGCUCUCCACCUCCUCCACAAACAAGGAGCGAGCGAUCGGAGGCAUGUGAGAAAUUCCUAACCCCCCCCCCCCAGGAGUUGUGCACUCCUGUCGUCCGGAUGGUCAAGUUAUCGGGAUCCAAUCCUUGACAUCUGAUGGUCAAUUUCCUUUGAAAGGAGGAUUAAUGUUCGCAGGCAGAUUAUUACUUUAAACAGCCCCCCCUCCACCACCUCCCUUCCUCUUUAACAAGGAUCGGAAAGUGCACAGGAUUAAAAGCACCGACCCCGGGCUCGGGAGAGGUGCGGGGGGGGAAUAUUUCCCCAGGGGUGUCUGCAGUCUGCAAGAGCGGGGACAACCGCACUCUGCUGGCGACACUAACUGGCGGGAGCAGAAGACAUUCGGCAAAACUGCAGUGUAGCCUCCGAAGACUGUAACUGACCCGGGAUCAAUCCGGCACCAUUUACUAUUCCCCCCCCCCCCCCACCGCAUCUACGAUAUAUAUAUUUUUUAAAAAAGCUUCGACGUUUUCCUCAAGGCAGCGUUUAUUUCUGACGCUGGCCGCGGUGAGCUGGUGUUUUCUUGGCGGACCCAUCCGAUGCCUCUGAUCCACCCACGUGUGAGCACGGCACAUCUCUGAACGGGUUGGCGGUGCACCCCAAAACUUCGCUCUCAAAGGCCGGGCGCUGACCAUGAGAGGCUGGAGAGUGGCGAUCCUGACCACCGUCCUGUGGCAUCAGCUCGCCGUGUACAGGCAGGCGACUGCCAGGCGAUCGCCAAGGAUAAACCAGCACACCGAGCCCUACAACACCACUCUGAGCAACAGCGAGGAGGGUUUUUCCCUCCAGACCCCCUCUCCCAGGCCGGAGGGUGGAAGAACAGGGCGUGGAGAGCUUCCUGACUUCCGACGCCAGUGCCAGUCCUUGGCCAGCCAACAGGUGGCACCCUCGUUGCAGGGUGAGACGACCCAUCUCCCAGAAAAUCGAGAGCACCGUCCGGUGGAUCCACAUUCAUCCUGGAUUAAAUUUGUACAACGAGAUGGAGCCAAGAAAAACAAGAAAUGCAGACCCAACCGGAAAAGAGUACUGCCGAGCCUCUCCGGCCCCCCCGGACCUCCAGGGCCACCGGGACCCCCCGGGCCAGCGGGGGCUGCCGUCACACAGGAGAUACUGAUGCGUGAAUUUAAAGCAAUGGUACGAGAAGAAACAGAGAGACGGGCAGCUGUUCUGACUGAAGUGCAGGCACCAACUUCUCUCUCGUUUCACGAUGUCCAUCCGUACAAAAGAGUAGAGGAAGCUUUUCAUUGCAAACUGAAGGGGACAGUUACCGUGGACAAAAGAACUCUGCUGGAGCUUCAGAACUUCCAGGCGCCACUUGCAAAAGGAGCAUUCCUGAGGGGGUCUGGGAUGAAUCUGUCCACUGGACGAUUUACAGCACCAGUCACUGGCAUCUACCAAUUUUCUGCCAAUGUGCACAUUGAUCACAGUGAAAUGAAGAGCAAAGGUCCCCUCCGGCCAAGAGAUAACGUGCGGGUUCUCAUCUGCAUUGAGUCGCUCUGCCAAGGGAAUACUUCCCUUGAAGUUAUAGCUGGUCUGGAGAGCAACAGCAAAAUAUUCACAGUCUAUGUGCAUGGGUUACUUCAGUUACAGGCCGAGCAAUAUACAUCCAUAUUUGUGGACAACAGUGCAGGAGCGUCAAUAUCUAUCCAGAAUGGAUCUGAUUUUAUGGGCAUACUUGUUGGUGUAUAGCAAGACGUAUCCUACUAAGAAACAAACUGUAAUGCCAGCAUUUUGGCAGUCUUAACUAUUAAGAUUUUAAAAUAUGAGAGACAGAAUGACAUACUGUUGAGGAGAAAUAAAACCGUUGGGAUUUUACCAUCAACAGUUCUCCCUUUGUACUUUGCCAUCUAAUCUUCGUCCAUUUAAGUUGAUCGGUAUUUUGUUAGAAGUGUUUUACUUCAAAGACGCACGCAAUGCCUAACUAUAAGAAGAGUGUUCAUCGGCAGCAUUGAACUGCAACAUAUAAAAGUGAUUGUACCCAUUGGGACAAUGCAGCAGAAAGGUGUGUAUUAAACUUGAAGAACAGAAAGCUGAUUUUUUUGGGUGAAAUGCUGCCACAUUGGUUCCAAGUUAUUAUGUCCUCAGCUUGAACACUGAGCUUUUCCAACGAAUUCAAGAUGUUUCAGCGGACACUAGAUCUGAGACAGUAUCGUUACGACGUUUGAACUGCCUGAUGUGGCCCAAGAGUUGUACAGCAACUCUGAACAUAAGAAAAGUUCCCACAGGGAGCCCGAGAAAGAAACACACGAGAGUCUUGAGCGCGAGGUACAAUAAUUCCUGGGGACAAAUUGCAUUUUGCGAUGGAAGUAAUUAGUUUACUGUAACUACAAAUUCUGACAUUUAGAAAUAGCUAUGAGGAGUGCAACCUUAUCUAAAGGUAAUACCUGGAUUUGGAAGUGGUGUUGCAAGCAAGUUCUGUUCUCGAAAGGGAAAUAGAACAUGUUUUUCCAUCAUUUAAAUGUGUGAUGCUUUGAUGUAAUUUCAGUUUUGAAUGAGAUCUUUGAUAUAUAGCAUCUGCCUAUCCUUGUAUAUCUUAUUCUUAUGUGUUACGUAUAGCCCAUUGAAUCUAUUGUGGUGGGAAUGCCAAUGUUACAUAUGCCAAUCUAACUCAAACUGACACUCAAAUGAGGGAUUCCACAGUUAUCUGUUGCACUAUAAGAUAACACUGUAUUAUCUCUUCCCAAAAAAGUAUACUCAAAAUGCUCUCCAAGGAAGCACUCUCUUUUAUUUUUGCUUAAGUGUUAAGUAUCCUUAAAAAAAGUUCCAAACAAAAUUAUUGGUUAAAAAUAACUUACAAUAAUGGCUACAAAAGUCGAGUUUUUGAUGCCUUUACAUAUAAUUACCCGUAGAUCUUGGCCGCUGGAUAAUUUUACCUCAGAAAAAUUGCAACUUUAAAUCGUAAACACUGAUAGAGCUGCUGGCUCACCAAACUAUCCCUGUGCAGCAGUAUGUUGGUGCCGGAAGAGCGGUGACACUCGCGGGCUGCCCAGCACAAUCCUCACUGAUUUGAUUUGAUGUGAAUGAUGCGUUUCACUGUAGGUUUGCAAGAAACAUGGAACAAAUAAUUAGCAUUAUUUGUCACAUGUACAAUGUUGUCUGAUGUUAUUUGUCAUCCAUACCAAUGAUCUGGAUGAUAAUGUGGUAAAGUGGAUCAGUAAAUUUGUGGAUAACUCCAAGACUGGGGGACAGGGGUAUAGUGGACAGCAAGGAAGGCUAUCAGAGCUUGCAGGCCCAGCUGGAAAAGUAAGCUGAAAAAUGGCAGAUGGAAUUUAAUGCAGACAAGUGCUAGGUGUCGCACUUUGGGAGGACAAAACCGAGGUAGGAAUUACACGGUGAACAGCCGGCCAGUGAGGAGUGUGGUGGAGCAGCGGGAUCUGGGAAUACACAUCUAUAAUUCCUUGAAAGUAGCGUCACAGGUAGAUAGGAUCGUAAAGAGAACAUUUGGCACAUUGGCUUUCAUAAUUCAAAACACUGAGUUAGGAUGUUAUGCUGAAGUUGUUUAAGACAUUGGUGAGGCCUAAUUUUGGAGUACUGUGUGCAGUUUUGUUCACCUACCUACAGGAAAGGUGUAAAUAACAUUGAAAAAGAGUGCAGAAAAAGAUUACAAGGAUGUUGCCAGGACUUGAGGAGCUGAGUUAUAGGGAAGGAUUCAAUCGGCUAAGACUUCAUUCCCUGGAGUGUAGGAGAAUGAGGGGAGAUUUGAUAGAGGUAUGCCAAAUCAUGAGGGGUAUGGAGAGGGUAAAUGCAAGCAGGCUUUUUCCACUAGGUUGGGUGAGACUAGAACUAGAAGUCACGGGUUAAACAUGAAGGGUGAAAUGCAUAAGGGGAACGUGAGGGGGAGCUCCUUCACUCAGAGGGCGGUGAGAGUGUGGAAUGAGCUGCCAGUGGAAGCGAUGGAUUCAUGAGAAAUUUAGAUAGGCACGAGGAAGGGAGGGGUAUAGAGGUCUGUGGCUGGGUGCAGAUCGAUGGGACUAGGCAGAAUAAUAGUUCAGCAUGGACUAGAUGGGCCGAAGGGCCUGCUUCUGUGUUCUAUCACUCUAUAGUUACUUGUUAAUCUUGAAAUCUUUGUGCCUAUGUAACUCCCAGUUCGGGUACCUCACAGUUUCAGUGAACGCAGUCUGACCCUCAGAAUCUGCUGGAAGAGGUCUGGUUUUCUCACCAUUGGAAGAGUGUCUCCACUCUCUGCAAAAAAAAAUCUUUGAAACGAACUACUGAAUUCUUAAAGGUUUUAUUACGGGCAAAUGAUAACCUUUACACCAGUUCUAUAAAUGGUUCUAUGUGCUCCUGAUAGGCUGCUUCAGAAGGAGUGUUACUGCUUCUGUUCCCCCUGAUAAAUUUAUUUCACUUCUUCUGGCCUACAGGUUUAACCUACUGCCCAAAAGUAUCACCAGCUACCACCUCAUACAGUUGUGAAGUAACCUGUCCCCAAACUCACUGAGAACUAACCCAGGACCAUCGGUGUUAAUAUGCAUUGAGAGCCGAGUUUCCUUUGUCACGCUCCCCUGAUAUUGCAGAAAGGUGAUCAGCCAGGAAGAUUAUCUGUUUCUCUUUCCACUGGUGCUGCCUGACCUGCUGAGUAAUUCCUGUGUUCUCUGAUUUUAUUUCAGAUUUCUAACAUCUGCAGACUUUUGCUUUUCCAUCACUGAUUUACAAGCAUUGGCUGUGAUGCACUUUAGACUUGCUGGGUUAAAACUUGGGCAUUAUUUUCAAGCCUGGUAAUAUUGACUGUGUAGUUCUUCUUGUAUCCAUCCCUUUUUCCAUCUCCAAUGCACAACUUACACUGACACUCAGUUGCCACUUUAUUAGGUACCCCCGGUACCCUAAUAAAAUAGCCAUUGAGUGUGUGUUCAUGGUCUUCCGCUGCUGUAGACCACCCACUUCAAAGUUUGAUGUGUUGUAAGUCCAGAGGUGCUCCUCUGCGUACCACUGUUGUAACGUGUGGUUAUUUGAGUUACUGUCACCUUCCUGUCAGUUUGAACCGGUUUGCCCAUUCUCCUCUGACCGCUCUCAUUAACAAGGCAUUUUGCCCACAGAACUGCUGCUCGCUGGAUGUUUUUUUAUUGUUGUUUAUUGCACCUUUCUCUGUAAACUCCAGAGCCUGUUGUGGGUGAAAAUCCCAGGAGAUCAGCAGGUUUAUCGAGACUCAGACCACCCCAUCUGGUUAGAUCGCAUUUCUUCCCCAUUCUGAUGUUUGGUCUGAACAACAACCAAACCUCUUGACCUUGUCUGCAUGCUGUUGUGCAUGGAGUUGCUGACACAUCACUGGCUGUUUAGAUAUUUGCAUUAACGAGCAGAUGUACAGGUAUACCUAUUAAAGUGGCCACCGAGUGUAAGUUCAAUGUUUUGACUUCCUCUUUCUCUCUCUCUCUCUCUCUGUCUCUUUCAUCAGCUGAGUUGUUCCACUAACUCAAGAUGAAGAUGCUCCACUUGUUUCCUUUGGGCUACGUUGCACAGAGCCGAGUUUUUGGCCUUUUAUUUCAAGGAUGGUGUUGUACUCAGGAUUCUGUGUAUUUUACAUCAGCACCGUUGAGGAUUACAAAUCAAUAUUACGUGAAUCUGGAGACUGUCAGCCUAAGACUCACCCCUUUGCCAAACCUUGCUCUGCUUUGUCACCAUAGCAGGCCAGAUCACAACCAGGAUUUGGGCACCUUUGGCCCAAAUUUCCCCCUCUGACUUUGUCACAUACCUUCAGAGUCAGAAGACUGCCUGGCCCAAAUACUGCAGCUGUAUUAUAAAUAAAAUGACUUUGUGUUGACAUUGCUGUUGUAAAUGGACCCAAAAUUUAUUUCAUUGUUGGCUCUGCGCUGACCUUGUCUCCAGGCACAGUGGUUUCAAUUUUAUCUUCAGUCAUCAGCCUGUCUGCCUUCAAAUUCCCACAUGGAACACAAGUUGUUUUUUUUUCACCCUCGAUGUGAGUUGGCAUCAAGCCCUGGUCCUAGCCACAGAGGAGAGCAAUGUUUGUGAGUGGUCCCUUGUCUGAGGACCAGCCUUGCCCCAAGCCUCUGGCCAUAAGAGGUGCAGCCAAUCAGAAAGUAGUGGGACAAAUUGUUGCUUUAGCUAAUUUUGUAGCCAAAAAUUGCAAAGUGUUUUUGAACUAGGAAAUGAAAAUCUUGCUUCCACAUUUGUGUUUAAAGCUCUUCUACUUUUUAAGCCUGUUUCUACUGGUGCCUUUUUAAGUCCUGCUUUUGAUAUUUGUGUCCAGAUCUCCCCCAGCUCCUCCCUUCUCUGUUUAUGUUUUUACUAUUACUUAUUUAAGAUUCUGUCUCUCUCUAUUUCCUUCUGCCCCUCUCAUUUGUUUCACAUCUCUCUGACUUCUUCUCUGUUUGUUUUAGUCUCGUGAUCAUAGGACCGUGGAAAGUCGUGGCACAAAAAGAGACAAUCAGCUUGUGCAGUGUGGUUAAAAUGAAAGCCUUUGUGGUCUGUGAUUUGUGGGUUAUGUCCAUUCAAAUUUCUAAGCCUGUCUAUUUUUGAGUCCUCCUCUCCAGGCUAUGUUUCUAUUUUCUUUGCUGAUGUUUGUUAGACCCAGCUUUUAAUCCUUUCAAAUCCCACUGUGCCCUGUCUGCCAACGCCUCCAUUUGACGGACCCUCCAUUCAGCGGGAUCAGAUGCUGGAGGCUGCUCCUUGCCACCAGCAUUCCAGAAUUCCAAGAUCCCAUUACAGUAUGGGACUUCUUCUAAUUCCAGUUCCAGCCUCCCACAACAGUCACAUCACUCUGACAUCCAGCCUCGUUUUCAAAUUGUUUUCAGAGUGAAAAAGGAGAAACCCGUAGAUUCUGCUAGGUAGAGGUCAGGAUGUCCUCUAAAUGCUUGCAGUGAAACCCUGCGCUGAGCAGCGAAACAGAACUCUGUGGUAAAAGUAUCCAGUCUGAGGUGGCUUCAAAGUGCCACUGAACAAUAGAGGCUGGAAAGCCCAGUGAAAGAAUUGCAAUGUGCAAAAUAAAACACGGCUGGUAAUCCUAAUUAUAAACGUGUGCUUUAAAUAUUCUUUUCAAACCGUUAAUUUGGACAUUAUGAAUUCCAGUUACUGUGAAAGAGGUGGUGGGUGAUUAUACCUUGGAAAUGCAUUUUGGGUAAUCAAAAUGGUUCACUGACAGAGUUACUAUCCAUUUCCUGCGCAGGGGAAGUUCAACUGUAAAUGUUUACAUGUCAAAAGUUAGUGAAAAAUAUUAUCAACUGAAUGUAAACCUGUGGUUAUGAAGUUCACAUAUAGUUAAUGUAAUCACACUAUGAUGGCAGAAUUUAGUUCCUAUUUUAAUAUACAGGCACAGCACUGUGAAGAAGUCUUAGGCACCCUAGAUUUUUUACAUACUGUAGCUUCAGAUGGUCUGGCCUCCACAGAGACCUGAUCUCAAAUCAUCCAGGCUGUCUAGGAUUAUCUGGAGAGACAGAAGCAAGCGAGACAGCCAAAGUCUGCAGAAGAACUGUGGCAAGUUCUCCAAGAUGCUUGGAAAAACCUACAAACUGAUUUUCUUAUGAAACUGUAUGACAAUGUACCUAAGAGAAUUGAUGCAGUUUGAAAGGCCGAAUAUUGAUUUGAUUUAGUUCUUUUUUUUUUAACUGUUCACUGCUCUCUAUUGUCAUUUUUUUAAUAUUUAGAAACUUUUUAUUCCAAGCAUCUUCGUCUUACAGAUUUUAUUUUUACAUGUACCUGAGAUUUUUGCACAGCACUGUAUAGUGUUUAUGUGAUAGCUUUCUUUAUAGGAUUGUUCCAGCCACCUGUAGGGGGCGCCAGGGGUGGCAUCACACUUGCUAACACUUGCCUAGCCAGCUUUGUGCCAGCAGCCUGCGUGAUUCCAACAAUAACCACCAUAGGCAUCAGCUGCUUGAAUUUCCAAACACACACCGGCAAUAGAAGGACGCACCCCACGUUCUUGUCAAAGCCCAUCAACUUUUUAAUGCAUGUAGGGGAGCCCAGAAGGUGGGUGUAAGUAAUGUCAGGGCACCAUUUCAAAGAGGUGCAGAGUUGGGGGGUUGGGAGGGUUGGUUGUGUGUGGGGUGCUGGACACUCACAAUUUUCUGGUUAAAUAUUACCCCUCAAGCGACAUCACUAAAGCAUGAUUUUUUUAAACAUUAUGUCACUGUUGUUUGAGGGAUUUGUGCAUUGCCCAUGGUGCCCCCUGUAAUUGGCCAUAAUGAACGUCUGAACCUGCUGGAGUGAUGAACGGUACCACACAAAGGCAAAUGGUUUUCAUCUUCCCGGCUGGAAACCACACAUCAGCGGAGAUCCAGUGGUCUGGUACCGUGUAUCCCUGAAGAGUUCGGUGUCUGGCCCAGUUUUUGGGUCACUUCUGAGGAGGAACUCACAGUAAAGUGAGGCACAAAUCUCCAUUUCAGCUUGUGGACAUGAGUGGCCCUUACGAGCUGGUUUAGUGGUGAUCUCAUGUUGUCAGUAUGGCUGACAUAAUAGGGCCCUUGAAAAAUAAAACACCGCAGAUGCCACAAAUCUGAGGUAAAAACGGAAGAAUGAAAAUACUCAGCAGUUCAGGUUGCGUCAAAGUAGAGAGGAAUAUGGUAUAAUUUCAGAUUGAGCCAAUUUUCAUGAGGGGCAACCAUGCUGUUUCUCUGUCUACAGAUGCUGCCUGAUCUGAAUUUUCUGUUUUAUGACCAAGUUCUAACCCCCUGCCAGUGUGACGGAGACUAGAAACUUUGGGGAAAUUUUGAAUGAAUAUUUGUUGUUAAGUGGAAAAACCAAUAGCAAGAUGAAACGCAGAGGAAUUGAAUUGAUUAAAAAAUAAGGGUUUUUUUUUGCGGUUCAAGCUGACGGGUUGCAAGAGGUAACACUGAGAUAACAAGAAGUAAUACUGUUGCAUAGGGAUAUUAGAAAUCAGAGCAGCAGUAAUUCACUCAAACUGAGAAGUGUGCACCACCAUUCAAUCGGAUAACGGCAAGUCUGGCUCAGUUCCGGUUUCCUGCCUGAUCCCUAUAAACCUUGUCUCCAUUCUAGAUCCAAAAUCUGUCUCAGCCUUGGGUCGUCUGACCUCCACAGUUCUCUGGAAUAAAAACAAAAUCCUAAAAACUCAAAACUCUCAGAGAAGAAAAAAAAUCUCCUCGCCUACAUUUUAAAAUGUGACCUCUUACUCAGAAACCGCGCCUGUAGGUAAAGGUCCCGCAAGGGGGGAAACAGGGUCAGAGCACCAACCCAGACAAACCUCCCUCAGAUUCCGAAAUGUUUCCCGCGAGAUAGCAUUGAGAAUACUGUCCAGCCCACUCAAUGUUUCUGUAUAAGACAACCCCUUAAUCCCAGAGGGUAGCAAUCAAUGCCACACAUGAUUUCAUGGGCAUUUCCCAUUCUGUGUUGACUUAAAAGAGUUUAUAAUGGGCUUGCAUGGAGAAAUAAGGUGACUAAUGUAUUAUACGUAGAUAUAUUUAUUCUUCACUACGCUCUCACUUGCCAAAAUGUAUCUAUGUUCUAUACAUGCACAUGUAUAAAUUCAUCUGUAUACUUCUAUGUAUUUUGAAACUCUUUAAACCAUUUACUUUAUUCAUGAACUUAUUAUAUGAAAUAUUUCAAAAUAUAUAAUUUUGUCUUAUGUUUCACAGUCUUUGACUUCUGAAUAAUUUCUGCUACAAUGGAAUGUUUUUCUAUUUCAGUUAUUCCUAGACAUCUAAAUUUGCAAUUGUAAAAAAAGUAUAC
Molecule: messenger RNA, 9810 nt
Organism: Mobula hypostoma (lesser devil ray)
Lineage: Eukaryota; Metazoa; Chordata; Chondrichthyes; Myliobatiformes; Myliobatidae
Gene: c1qtnf12
Product: C1q and TNF related 12
Exons: 9
Coding region: 811-1866 (351 amino acids)
Molecular function (GO): hormone activity
Source: RefSeq, a predicted model, not a curated record